AUGUCUUUAAAUGACGACCAAGUCGCAAAUUCAGGCGGUACAACUACAACCGACAUGGAAGCCAUGGUGGUUCGGCUACACAAGCUACCUGAGUUUUAUCCAGAAGACCCAGAGACCUGGUUCGAAAAGUUAGAAUCAAUUUUUCAUGUUAACAACAUUAGGAGUGAACCUACAAAAUUCCACUACAUUUUUGGUUUUGCUCCGCCCGAAGUUAACCCUUAUGCAACCAGUGUUAACAAAGAAGCCAUUCCUGCCGAUAAAACUAAGUACUCGGUCCUUAGAGAGAGGGUUAUUCAAGCCUUUUCCUGCUCGGAGGAGACCAAACUCCGAAAACUUUUUAAAGGCCAAACGUUAGGCAACCAAAAGCCGACGCAAUUCUUAAUGGUUUUAAGAAAUGCAGCCUCUGGUAGCUGCAACAAAACAGUUUUAAAAUCUCUAUUUUUGGAACAUCUUCCAGACACGGUGCGGACCAUUCUAGCCGUUAGUCCAUCCGACGACAUCGACAGUCUAGCGCUAAUUGCAGACAAGAUUAUGAAGAAUCAAUCACCUACUAACGUGUUUGAAGUUAAACACCACCAACGCCUACCAUCACCAAGUAAAUUCGACAAACUGAUGGAGGAUAUCUCAGCACUGACAAUGAAAGUAGAUAAACUGGCCUCUACUGUCAAAACGCUUCAAAGUAAUCGACGAUAUUCGAGAGUACGCAGCACAAGCAUCGAAAGCAAGCAGCAAAGAAAGGAGGGUCCUAUGCCUCAAGGUCAUAACCCAUCAAUUUGCUUCUUUCACAACAAAUACGGCAUCAAAGCAAAAAAAUUUAAUCCACCGUGCCUCAUGGCACAAGACACCAGUUCUUCGGAAAACUAA
Messenger RNA from Rhagoletis pomonella (apple maggot), 864 nucleotides. RefSeq lists its product as uncharacterized. NCBI's taxonomy places the organism in Eukaryota, Metazoa, Arthropoda, Insecta, Diptera, Tephritidae. The record is from RefSeq and is a predicted model, not a curated record. Bases 1 to 864 code for a protein of 287 amino acids. The transcript has a single exon.